UAUCUUCAAAUGAUGUUACUCCGUAAACAAACGACAUUCAACUUGAAGGAGUAUAUUCAACAGCCAGGCAGCUGAUCUGUAGCAGUGGCUUGCAAGUGGUAUACUCCAUGACGAUGAUCCCAUAAUAAUACGUGGUGUCCUGGUCCUCUCCAGCUCAAAACUAACCCAUAACUAGCCCUGAGCUCCCAACUGCGCGUCCUGCGCAUGGAGGAGUCCCCGCAUACAGGGCUUUCUAAACCGCGGCGUAUACCUAUGGAGCUGUUUUCUGUUAACAUCUAUGAAACCUAGGAUUAGGUGUAGCAAGGUUUAGCAAUGGUAGCCAAUAUCAACUCUGAUAGCUUGAGAGAGCUCCGGUACCGCCUUGAAGAUGCCGCGAUUAAAUGCUCCGAGCGGUGUCUAUACCAGUCCGCCAAAUGGGCUGCGGAGAUGCUUGACUCCUUAGUUUCUUUCGAAGAUAUCGAUGACGGCGCAGAUACUGAUCCCGACUCUCUAAUGGAGAUACCUCCUCUCUCACCACCCAACCCAUUUCUACAAACACAAGACCCCGAGGAAGCCGCCUUGGAAGCUCGGGAGGCUAGCAAAUAUAUCCUUGCUAAAUCGUACUUCGACACACGGGAAUACGACCGGUGUUCUGCAGUUUUUUUACCCCCUUCGACCUCGGCCAUCCCACAUGCUCCCGUCUCUGCAAACAAAAAAUCCAAAGCCCCAGUUACCCCCCAAAAAUCAAAGGGAAAAUCUGCUUCUUUUGGAGGAUCAACUAGCCAUGCUACGCCUCAGAACCCCUUUCCACGAUUAAGCCAAAAGUCACUGUUUUUGGCUCUGUACGCUAAGUAUCUAGCCGGAGAGAAACGGAAGGACGAAGAAACGGAAAUGGUCUUGGGCCCAGCAGAUGGAGGCAUGACCGUAAACAGAGAACUUUCUGGCUUGGCGCAACGUCUCGAGUCAUGGUUCUCCGAUCGGAAGGCAAGGGGCUUGGAGGGACAAGGACACGGCUGGCUGGAAUACUUAUAUGGAGUUAUCUUGCUGAAGGGGAAAAACGAGGAAGAGGCCAAAACGUGGCUGAUUAGGAGCGUCCAUCUAUAUCCCUUUCAUUGGGGAGCCUGGCAAGAAUUAAAUGACCUCCUUGCCAAUACCGAAGAUUUGAAACGGAUUGCUGACCAGCUCCCUCAAAAUAUAAUGACCCUUAUAUUCCACCUCUAUUGUAGCCAGGAGCUUUAUCAGGCUACAGAAGAUACACACCACAUGCUGACGGAGCUCGAGAAUAUAUUCCCCAACAGCGCAUUCCUUAAAACCCAAAGAGCUCUGCUGUUUUAUCACUCGAAAGAUUUCGAGGAAGCGUCUGACCUUUUCUCUCAACUCUUAAUCACCAAUCCUCACCGUCUUGACAGCCUCGAUCAUUACUCCAACAUCCUUUAUGUCAUGGGUGCGCGACCUCAACUUGCCUUCGUAGCCCAAAUAGCGACUGCUACGGAUAAAUUUCGCCCAGAAACUUGCUGCGUGGUAGGCAACUAUUACUCUCUCAAAUCCGAACACGAAAAAGCGGUUAUGUAUUUCCGGCGCGCCCUAACGCUAGACCGCAACUUCUUGUCCGCCUGGACCCUAAUGGGACACGAAUAUAUCGAAAUGAAAAACACUCACGCCGCUAUCGAAUCUUAUCGACGCGCUGUCGACGUUAACCGAAAGGACUAUCGCGCCUGGUACGGCCUCGGACAAGCGUACGAGGUUCUCGAUAUGGCAUUCUACGCCUUAUUCUACUACCAUCGCGCUGCUGCUCUGCGCCCUUACGACCCCAAAAUGUGGCAGGCCGUCGGCUCAUGUUAUGCAAAAAUGGGACGUACCGAACAGAGUAUUCGAGCCCUUAAACGUGCUCUGGUUGCAGGAUCAUAUUAUGAAGCAGGCGGUGUUGGAGGUGUUGGCUCGUUUAAUAGUGCGGGCUCAGCAAGCUCCCGGCAUCCAUCCCAUGGGGGUGCUGCAUCAAGUACAAAACGCUUCCUUGAUCCGGAUACAUUACAUCAAAUUGCGACACUUUACGAACGUCUUGGUGACGAAGAGGAGGCAGCCGCAUACAUGGAACUUACCCUUCAGCAGGAAACGGGACAGGUGGAUCCGGACGACGAGGCUGCUGAUGACGACAAUGACGAUGACACCGAUGGGGACGGUGGUGGAAGUAGAGCUGAUGCACGUCGCGUUUCUUCGUUCACGCAGCGUUCUGGUGAUGACGCGGAUGAUGAACCAACUGGUACGGGUGUCACUGCUACGACAAGUAAAGCGCGCUUAUGGUUGGCACGCUACGCGCUGAAGCACGGCGACUUGGACCGGGCUGAUUUAUUGGCCGGUGAGCUUUGUCAGGAUGGGAUUGAGAUUGAAGAAGCGAAGGCAUUGAUGAGGGAUGUUAGGGCGAGGAGGGAGGGUGAUGGGAUUUAAACAAUUAAUAAUGCAUACCCCUCCCGUGUAUUUGUAUAGUCCCAUGGUUUACAACAUGACGUUUUAUUUUUUUCUUAUUAUUGUAGGUGUUACUCAAGGUUUAUUUCCAAAAAGGGAGGAGGGGAUGGUGGUUUUUUUUUUUUUUUUUUUUUUUUUUUUUUGCAGAUACCAUGGUGCGAAGCUAUUUAUUCCAGGGGUUCUGGAAACUCCAAACGAAUCGCGAAUGCGGCGUGAGUUAUUUUUUUUUAUAGUAUUAUUAACUGCUAUUACUAUUAAUUAAUUAUAGGCGCCGCUAUCUUGACCCAAUGCCAAUUAAUGCGAAGAUCGAAAUAAAUGUGAAACUGCACUGCUCAUUAUUAAUUAUUCAUUAAACAUCGC
Blastomyces dermatitidis ER-3 is the source of this 2802-nucleotide messenger RNA. RefSeq names its product anaphase-promoting complex subunit 8. Gene Ontology annotation, cellular component: anaphase-promoting complex. NCBI's taxonomy places the organism in Eukaryota, Fungi, Ascomycota, Eurotiomycetes, Onygenales, Ajellomycetaceae. Gene Ontology annotation, biological process: cell division. The record is from RefSeq and is a predicted model, not a curated record. Gene Ontology annotation, molecular function: protein binding. The transcript is spliced from 4 exons. The coding region runs from base 313 to 2424 and encodes 703 amino acids.